AAAUUUGUCAGUUUUUUAUAAAUUUUUAUAGCGAAAUCAGACAAAAAUACAAAAAAUUCAAUAAAAAUUUCAAAUUAUCAAAAAUUGGAAAAUACAAUUGAGAAACAUUAAAAAGCGUCACGUUUUGCAAGUAUUUGCCGACAUUGUCUGCAAUUCUGCCUAAUGUCUGUAUUACCCCGAGGUUACGAAUGCAGCCGGCCGUGUCCUAGGUACGGCUGCGUACGCGGAGAGUACAGUAUCUACCACAAGCGGCCACGCUACGGGCAGCCCCGGCCUCAGCCGUUUACAAGGGAGUGCGCCUGCUAUUGCAGUGAGCCCACUAACGCUCCAAUGGAGAGACCAUGCCGCUACGACAUGCCGUGCAAGGCGCACUGCUUCAACCACGGCGCGUGCACGCGGCCCAGCGGGCGCUACGCGCGCACGGUGUGGUACCCCGGCGAGUGCAGCCCCGCCUGCCCGCCCUGCCAGACCUUCACGUGCCCCAGCCCACCCUUCCAUCCGUGCUGCUUCCAGACCUGCAACAAGUUCUGAGGCACAGGGGUAUCCUAUACAAAGGCUUAGCAUUGUGAGGUGAUGUGCGUCUGUAGCAUCGUUUUUAACGGUAGCUUCCUUGGACAAUGUUUAUAGAAAUAUGAACUUCCAGUUUCGUGUGACCAUGGAGUUUUGCGACUUAUAAUGAUUUAAAAUAAGUGUUUUUUGUUUUUGGGUAAUUAAAUGCCUGAUUAACA
This is a messenger RNA of Cydia strobilella, 728 nucleotides long. RefSeq lists its product as uncharacterized. The record is from RefSeq and is a predicted model, not a curated record. The transcript is spliced from 4 exons. Lineage: Eukaryota; Metazoa; Arthropoda; Insecta; Lepidoptera; Tortricidae. The coding region runs from base 163 to 531 and encodes 122 amino acids.